AUGAAUGUUUAUGGUAAUAAUGAAAAUAACCAUAGGGCGUUAGCAAAAACAGAUAUAGCAUCCAUAACUGCUACCGUUAGUCCGCCUCUACAAAUACCUGAUAACCCUAAGCAUAUGUCUACAGAUGAAAAGCGCAAAGUAGCUAAAAGAGCGUGUUUGAAUUGCAGACAAAGAAAAAUUAAAUGUGAUGGCGAAGCAAAAACUUUAAUGCAAAAUGGGAGCAAUGUCAAUAAAAAUCAACCACUCGUAGUUUGUUCCAAUUGUUUGAUGACCGGUGAGGUGUGUGAAUAUGUCCCCAGUAAAAGAGGUGGUAGGAGGCCAAGGACAAAGAAACUUGAUAAGACGAAUAACGAUGAUAGUGCGAAAAAUACCACUUUACCGAAAAAAAAGAGAAAAUAUGAUACUGAUACUCAAAAUUCAAUAAAAACAUAUAAUCAGCAUGAAUUUAAUCAGGCUCCGAAUAAUAAUAUAUCUGCUUCUACAGGUAAUUGUUUUUCCAAUAACGUUAAUACUGGUUUAAAUUAUGAAUAUAAUAAUAAUAGUGGGAAUGCUAAUUAUACUUCAAUCUCAAAAUGUGGUCCUUCCUAUGAUGCUAACUAUAAUAACAGUAUUUCUAGUAAUAUUUACAGCGAUAGCAGUUAUGUCAAAGAAAAAUACAGUAAUAUUGUCAGUAAUAAUAAUACCGCUGCUCCUUUCUCUCUAUCUUCUUCAUUUGCUACUGCUAGUAGUGAGAACUCUGCGAAUUUAAAUAUUCUAAAAAUGCCUGUAACGGAAGCAAAAACAACUUAUUCUGCUGAUUUAGGGGGGAAAAACGAAUAUGCUAUGAAUGCUUCCAGUAAUAUUUCUAUUAAUAACAAUAAUAAUAAUAAUAAUAAUAAUAAUAAUAAUAAUAAUAAUAUCGCUUCUGUUAACACUAAUAAUAACAGUACUAGCCUUUAUAGUACAAUACCCUCAGUAUAUAAUAACAGUUUACCGCAAUUAUCGCCUUCACAACCUCAUAACGGCAUGUCACCACGUUAUGAUAAUACUAUUCCGCAUUUGUCGUUUGGCCCAUCAGAUAAUCACUUUCAUCAUUGUCGACCUCAUCAUGAUUGUCAUUUUGGCCCACCACAUCACCAUCGUCAUGGUCCUCAUGGUCCUCAUGGUCCGCAUGGUCCUCAUGGUCCGCAUGGUCCUCGUGGUUUUCAUGGUCCUCGUGGUUUUCAUGGUCCGCAUGGUCCUCAUGGUCCUCAUGGUCAUCAUGGUCAUCAUGGUCCUCGUGGUUUUCAUGGUCCUCAUGGUUUUCAUGGUCCGCAUGGUCCUCAUGGUUUUCAUGGUCCGCAUGGUCCUCAUGGUCCUCGUGGUCCUCAUGGUUUUCAUGGUUUUCAUGGUCCUUAUGGUCCUCAUGGUCCUCAUGGUCCUCAUGGUCUUCCUGGCCCCCCUGGUCUUCCUGGCCCUCAUUUUGGUCCACCAUCACAUUAUGAUUACGAUCCUAAUCUCGGAACUCCGCCACCCUACACUCUUCAUGGAUCUUCUGAUUUUAAUACCAAUAAUUUUGAUUCUCAUCCCAACUCUUCAUCACCACAAUUCGGUAACGACUCAUGGUAUGGUGCCAGAUUUAAUAGACCAACAUCACAGCAACUUGAAAUAGGAUCUAUAGUUACUCAGGGUUCUGAUGGUAAUGCAGCCAAUUUAAGGGAUAACAGUUACGAUUAUAGAAGCCAAUCUAAUCAACAAGAACAGGAGACGAAAAUUACGUGUGAACAGACCGAAAAACAACCACAGCAACAACCACAGCAACAACCACAGCGACAACCACAGCAACAAUUAAAUUCAUUAUCUAAUGGCACAUAUUUACUCUCAAAAGACUUUUACGAUCAUAAUACACCUUAUAAACAACCAGCUAUCUCUCAUGAAAGUGACAAACCUUUUUUACAUCCAAUGAAAGUUGAUGAUAAAAAUAAAAGUUUUAACAAAGUUAACAAUAAUAGACCUUGUUUUAUAGAUAUUUUGGAUAAUAAUGAACAUAAAACCGAUAUCGAAAACAGUAAUAUUAAAGUUAGAAACAAAGAAUCCUUUGAUUCGUUUAAUAACCUUGAUAAUUUGAACAAUCCUAAUUCUAAUAUGACAAGUGUUAAUACCACUACGUUUAAUGGUGCUUCUGAAGAUGUUGUUGUGCUAGAUGCUAAAAAUAAAGGCAAAGUUAAUAAUUAUGAUGUUAGUUUUGUCAAUGUUACAAAUGAAAACGAAGUUAACCUAAAUAAUACUAGCAAAACUGUAACAUUAACUUCUGCGCAAAGAUCAACAUGUGAUUCUGUUGAAAAUAAAAAUUCAAAAACAAAAGAAAACAAAGAGUUACAGAAAACUCCUACAGAUAUAGAGGUUGAAAAUAAAAACCAUACUACCAUUUCUCUUAAUAGGAGUAAUACUUCAAGUAUAAAUACUAAUUUGGAUGAGAAAAAUAAAUUACCCAAUAAUACCGUUGAUAAAACUAGGGAAGCAACGACCAUUUCCUCUAACACUACUACUGGCACUAUUGAGAACCACAAAAAAGCUACCAAUUCGAAUUUUAAACAAUCUUCUAGGAGAGUUUUUUCAGUUAAAGAACUCUGUUCUCGAAGGGACAACAUCAAUGUCACUGAAGAAAAUAGUUACAAAAUAUUUAGUUCAAAGGUUAAACUACCAACUUUCCCGUUGGAUUUGGGCACUUGUUCAGACUCAAAUGGCGGUAAAAGAUUGGAUACAAACAUAUCUAAAAAAUAUGAUAAGGAUGUAACUUCAACUGUGGAUUUCUAUACUGGUAAUAAAAAAAUACUAAAUAUGAAUGAUGUUUUAAGUUUGUACAGAAUUUCUGAUGAAAUUUUGGAAUAUUAUCAUUUGCCGAAGUGGGAGCACCUAGUGAAAACUAUUGAUUUGUAUUAUAAAUAUAUACAUUCAUAUAUCAGGAUUUUGCCACCUAAAAAGUUAUUUUUUGAGUACUUAAACUUGAAAAAACAUGCCUCAUUAUUACAUGCAUUCAUAUUAAUAACUUAUCCAUUUGCAUUCAAAGAGGCCAGCGCACAACAUACUGGUAUGGUAUUCAAAACUGAUCAUUUUGAGAUUUCUAUUGGUUACUGCGAAGAAUUUUGGGAAAAUUUAGAUACACAAACUGCUAUUCAAACUCUAAUAUUGUUUUAUUAUUCAUUGGAUUUUCAUUUAUCCUUGACUGUCGGUGCCAAUCAAUUUCCAAUAAAUCUGCAGUUAAAGAAACCUCUUUUGUUGUCUCUAUCUGGGAAAUUAGAAAAAUUAGUCAAAGUAAGUUCUCUAGCCAAGACUUUGCAAUCUGACUUGUUUGGGGACGUUUUGAAAAUUGCUACGAAAGAAAUGAUUCAGAACAAUCAGGAAAACUUGAGAUUAUUAUGGAGAGCCAAAUCUAUUAGUACUGUUCUAGCAGUGAAAUUCAAAAUAUUUGAUCCAGACCUUCUAAAGGAAACAUUAGAUUUUUCUGAUAAUUAUAUUCCAGCUGGAAUGCCAGCUCCAUUUAGUGACGAUGCGUUUGAAAGUCAACUUUUUUUAAAUUCUUUGGAUACUGUAGAUCCAACAACAUUCUAUUCACCCGUUAGCUUUAAUGAAUUAUUUGCCAUUGAAGAUGAUGAUGAUCCCAGAAUUGCAAAAUUUUUUAAGGAUUCAUAUAAAUUUACCCCAGCAUGCUAUAUUAUACUUUUUAUUAAAAUUGGUUCAAUGAAAAUAAAAAAAAAAAAGAUUGAUAAUUUAUUGUACAAUGUUGUGCUUUUGUGUAAUGCUACUUUAAUCAAAGAAACUUCAGAAUUUAUUUUGAUUGAUGCAUCCAGUUUUUCUGCUAAAAUUUGGUCUUUAAUAUGUAAUACACUUACUUUUUCUAGGAAUAUCCCUACGCUACCAUCAAAUACUGGAUUAACUUUGAGACUUUUUGAAUUCCUAAAUAUUGUUGAAACAAUUUGGAUUAUUCAAUUGGGCGAGACUUUUUCCGGUAAAAAACUUUUAUUAAGUCCAAUUAUUGAGGAUAACAAUAUUGAAAAUGAGCCAUUUUGCUGGAAACAAUACCCGUGUGUUAUUUUUGAUCUAUUAGCGUUGAUUAUGCGUGAAUUACGAACUGCAUUUAUUGAAUUAACAAGAAAGUACAAGUUAGUUUAUGACUCAGAGGAGAAUACCAUAACUUUUGUAGUCAGAAGUGAGGAACGUCAAAAUCAUAGUAAUAUUGACUCUGUUGUGGUUGACAUGAAUAAAGUAACAAUUGAUCAAUUUUUACAUUAUAGUAGAGAACAAAGUUCAUGGCAUUAUUUAGAAGAAUACUUUAACGAGAAUGUGAUUCAAGAAUAUGAUGCCACUGCAGUUCAAUUAAUUAAUGAAAGGGAUCAAUAUUUAUUAUGA
Molecule: messenger RNA, 4368 nt
Organism: Saccharomycodes ludwigii
Lineage: Eukaryota; Fungi; Ascomycota; Saccharomycetes; Saccharomycodales; Saccharomycodaceae
Product: Zn(II)2Cys6 transcription factor domain-containing protein
Exons: 1
Coding region: 1-4368 (1455 amino acids)
Biological process (GO): regulation of DNA-templated transcription
Molecular function (GO): zinc ion binding; DNA-binding transcription factor activity, RNA polymerase II-specific
Source: RefSeq, a predicted model, not a curated record